Molecule: messenger RNA, 468 nt
Organism: Cladophialophora psammophila CBS 110553
Lineage: Eukaryota; Fungi; Ascomycota; Eurotiomycetes; Chaetothyriales; Herpotrichiellaceae
Exons: 1
Coding region: 1-468 (155 amino acids)
Source: RefSeq, a predicted model, not a curated record
AUGGAAGGCCCUCCAGGGUUCAAUUCUGUGCCGAGUGACGAUCAUCUCCCCUAUCCCUCUGUUCCUCCGAUCGCACCAACACUUCCCACCCCUGCAAAUUUCCACGCAGGAAUCCAGCUUCCUCCGCAGCAGGGUGUUGGCGUGAUGAACAUGGGCGGUCCGGCUUUGGCUGCGAUGAACGCCGCUACGCCACUCUUGACAAUGCCGGCACCUUCAGUUCCCAACUUCUACCUUCCAAACAACAAUCCGUUCUCAUCCGCUGUUGUCCACGGACCUGCCCAAGCUGUUAACGUCAUGACAACAUCAAAUGGCGCAGCGCCAUUCGAUCCAAAUACACCACCACCGUUCGCUGAUCGGGCUCAGUUGCAAUUCCCCAGACGUCACGGUGUCCUUAAGAUCAUAAAUGUGAGUUUGUUUGUCUCCGGCCUUUCUGAGAUUCUCCAAACAAUCAUUUUCAGCGUCUUUUGA